Conger conger (European conger) is the source of this 2686-nucleotide messenger RNA. Its product is annotated as short transient receptor potential channel 1-like. The transcript has 10 exons. Lineage: Eukaryota; Metazoa; Chordata; Actinopteri; Anguilliformes; Congridae. The coding region runs from base 175 to 1905 and encodes 576 amino acids. Gene Ontology annotation, molecular function: inositol 1,4,5 trisphosphate binding; store-operated calcium channel activity. Gene Ontology annotation, cellular component: cation channel complex; membrane. Gene Ontology annotation, biological process: manganese ion transport; calcium ion transmembrane transport; regulation of cytosolic calcium ion concentration. The record is from RefSeq and is a predicted model, not a curated record.
AGGCGGGGUGGCGGGCUGAACAUCGACUGCGUAGAUAUUCUUGGCCGCAACGCCGUUACUGUCGCCAUUGAAAACAACAACCUGGACGUUCUGAAACUGCUGCUGGAGCAUGGCUGUGAGAGCACAGAUGCAAUCCUGGUGGCCAUCGAGUUGGGAACGGUGGGUGCUGUGGACAUGCUCCUCAACCACCGACCACGGAGGUUCUUCAAACUCUCCAUUGCGAAACUCAUGCGCCGCAUUCAGAACCCGGAGGACUCAUCCGCAAUGGACGUCACUCCGGUCAUCCUGGCCGCCCAGCUGAACCGCUAUGAGAUCCUGGCCAUGCUGCUGAAGAAAGACGUCUCCCUGCCACGACCACACGCAGCCGGCUGCGAAUGCGCUCACUGCGGCACCAAGAGCAAGAACGACAGCCUCUGCCACUCCAGGAACUACUAUGAGGAAUUGGCCAAUCAGUGCCAGACAUUUGCCAAGGACCUCCUGGCCCAGGCGCAGAACUCCCGAGAGCUGGAUGUCAUCCUGAACCACCGGUCGGGCGAGGGCCAGAGGGACCCGGAGGGAGGAACGCCAGAGGAGCACAGCAACCUCAGCCACCUCAAACUGGCCAUCAAGUACAACCAGAAAGAGUUCGUGGCUCAGUCCAGCUGCCAGCAGUACCUGAACACGCUGUGGUUCGGGAAGAGGGCCGGGCACCGGCACCGGCCGGCGUUUCUGCGGCUCCUGACGGUGCUGGCUGUGGCCGCUCUGUGGCCGGUGCUCUCCGGCUGCUACCUGCUGGCGCCCCACUCCCAGCCGGGCCAGCUCGUCCGCACGCCCUUCAUCAAGUUCGUCAUCCACGCCGCCUCUUACUUCACCUUCCUCCUCCUGCUGAACGUCUACUCGCUGCUCUACAACAGCAGCAGAACCCAAAGCGUGAGCCCCAACCUGGGGGCCAUCGACUACCUGCUCAUCCUGUGGAUCUGUGGGAUGUUAUGGGCAGAUGUGAAACGGUUGUGGCACGAGGGCCUAGGCAACUUUUUUUCCGAGUCCAGAAACCAGCUCAGUUUCAUCAUGACCUCCCUCUACCUGUCCACCUUCACCCUCAAGCUCGUGGCCCACAGCAAGAUAUCGAUGGGCCAGAUGCUGCAGGAGUUUGGGAAGUUCCUGAGCCUGUUCCUGCUGGUGCUGGUGUCCUUCACCAUGGGCCUGACCCAGCUGUACGGCGGGGAUGAGGGAGGUUCGCCCGAGGACCUGCCAGCCGAGUGCAAGGACUCGCCAGAGUCCUGCGAGCAGAAUAACGAUGCCUUCAACUCGUUUCUGGGCACCUGCUAUGCCCUGUUCUGGUACAUCUUCUCCCUGGCCCACGUGGCUCUGUUCGUGACUCGGGUGAGCUACACAGAAACAUUGCGCUCCCUGGUGGGGGCGCUCAUCGUAGGGACGUACAACGUGGUGGUCGUCCUCGUCCUCACCAAGCUCCUGGUGGCCAUGUUGCACAAGAGCUUCCAGCAGAUCGCCAACCAUGAGGACAAGGAGUGGAAGUUUGCCCGGGCAAAGUUGUGGCUGAGCUACUCCGAUGACAAGUGCACCCUCCCUCCCCCCUUCAACCUGCUCCCCUCCCCCAAGACUGUGGCAACCUGUCUGGGGGAGUGGGCCUGCUCCUGCACCCCCUCUGGAAAGAUACGGAGACAGAACACCCUGAGGGAGAGCAGGUCCCAGAGGAAGAAGCUGGACGAGAGCUAUCAGAAGACCAUGUGCUGCCUGGUCCACCGCUACCUGACCUCCACCCGAAGGGAGAUGCAGAGCGUAGGCAGAGCCACCAUGGAGAGCCUGCAGGACCUGCGGCAGGAGCUCUCCAAGUUCCGCAAAGAGAUGAGGGAACUGAUGGGCACCAGUACCUCCAAGCAGGCCACAGGCUACCCCGAAAACUGAGACGUCCGUUAAAAUUCAAACGUACUGGAAUCCAAAAUGCAUACAAGUCAUGGAUUUCAUAACACAUCCCUCCUUACCUGUUAUUUCAUCUGGAAGAAAAUCCCAAGGUACCCCUCGCACGCAGUGAGCAAAUAAGUACCACAUUGACCACUAGGGGCAGUAUAAGGUAAAAAAUGCCAAGGACCUUGUUUAUCUUGAAUAUAUUUCACACACACCCGAGUUUGGAAUGGAGAAUGGUAUAUCAAUUUUCAAUUGUAAGACAUAUUUAAAUGCACUUUGAACAUGAAAGUGGCACUAUUAGGCAGAAACAAUGGCAUUUAUCUUUGAGGAAAUGUAUCUACUUUGAGACUGUAUAGUUUGUGGGAAAAAGGAGUCAGUCAAAAGGAAAAGAAACAUGUAGGCCAAAAUAAGAGAUAAUUUUAUCUGAAGUACACAAGGAAAAGGGGGAUUGUACAGGCAAGAAUACUGUUUCAAUCCAGGGAAAACAACAGCUGCCUUGCCAAACCUGACUAAUGUGUUUCAGACACUUCUGAAUUAUAAACCCAAGAUGAUAACUGUAUUUUUUGGUAAAAUGCCCUCUUGAUCUGAUAAUAAUUUCACUCCAGUAUCUACUGAGUCCUUAUGCACCAAAUUCACAUUUAAGAAUCAUAUUUUCUGUAUGUGGGGGUGAGAUGGUUCGUCUUCAAGCUAUCUUAAAAAAUGACAAAUGCAGUAUACUAUCUGAAAUCUGUGUGAAGGAGCAAAACCUUGUUUUCAUUAAAUCACACACUAGCUGGUUCAA